CGAAUCCACAACACCAAGCGUUGGAGUACUAAUCACUGGUGAAGGCACGACAAGUUGUAUUGAAGACCAGCAACCUGUGCUGGAGCAGGUUGGCGAGCACCAGCAAGUGCCAGGAAUAGCUUCUUCCGCAACCGUCCCGGCUGGCCCGGCACAGCCUACCAACGGAACCGCCCCAGCAGCGUGUGCCGUUCCAGCAGCAGUGUGCCCAUUGCAAAAUGAGAAUACUUCAUCAGCCGACGCAGCUUCCCAAGACGAGGGCACAGCCUCCACCAGGAUUGCGACUGACAGAGGGUCGGCGAAUGGAUCGGGCGAGAACGCUGCAGGCAUUGUCUCAACUACCUCUCUGCAACAAAGCGCGGCUGCUUCAUCUCCGCCGCAACGGACCACUGUGAGAAACGUUGAGGAUGAGGUGGUGGUGGAGCGGAGUCCGAAGGGACGGUUUUUGCGGUUCAAUCGCAGACUCGGUGUGGAAUCGUAUAAGCAGGUCUACCUCGGUUUUGACACUGAGACCGGUCGCGAGGUGGCGUGGAAUGUCAUUCCCUUCACAAGGCUGACAGGGACCGAGCGGAACCGGAUUCAGGACGAGAUUAACAUCACGAAAUCGCUGGACCACCCGAGAAUCAUCCACUGUGUGAACGCCUGGAAGAAUCCUGUAUUGUUAUGUUCAAAUGAUUUUGCUUGUUUUUCUCCAGCGAUCAUCGAUCACGCUUCGACCCAGCUCCGUGGCCAACGCCGUUAGGGUUUUCGGAUUUAGCAAGUUUAGACCUCGUCCUAUUUUGCCUUUAUGGCUCAUUCAGUUUCUUUGCGCGUUCUCUCGCACUCGCUGUGCUUUGUGCAAGAGUACUAACAUUCCUGCUCGUGCUGCUGUUCGCAACACAAAUUUAAAUUAACAUCUACAACACCAACUUAUUCAAACCAGCAACGCGAGGAGAUUUAUAUCAUCACGGAGCGUGUCACCGGUGGUUCCCUCCGGAACUACGUGAGCCGGCUUGCUGGUCCGUUGAAGAUAAAGGUGAUCCGCGAUUGGGCGCGCCAGAUUUUAGAGGGGUUGCAGUACCUACACAGCACAAAGCCGAAUCCGGUGAUCCACCGGGAUCUGAAGUGCGACAACAUUUUCAUCAAUGGGAACGUCGGGGAAAUCCUGAUCGGCGAGUUGGGAUUGAGUUCCUGGCUGAAGAAGGACGAUAGCAGGUUGCAGUCCAUUGUCGGGACUCCGGGGUUUAUGGCCCCAGAAUUGUACGACGAGAGAUACGGCACCCCGGUGGAUAUUUACGCCUUCGGGAUGGUUUUGGUGGAAUUAGUUUCCCGCCGGUUCCCCUUCGCCGAGUGCCACACGUCGCUGCUGGAGGUUUACCUUAAGGUGAUGAAGGGGGAGCAACCAAGAGUUGUCAAGUUGAUCAAAGACCCGAAUCUGCAAGACUUGAUCCAAAAAUGCCUAGAGAAGGACCCGACUUUGCGACCCAGUGCGGAGGAAGCGGCCAACCAUCCCUUCUUCAAU
Amoebophrya sp. A120 is the source of this 1498-nucleotide messenger RNA. NCBI's taxonomy places the organism in Eukaryota, Dinophyceae, Syndiniales, Amoebophryaceae. The record is from the annotation of a GenBank genome assembly.